Messenger RNA from Haliotis rubra (blacklip abalone), 1628 nucleotides. RefSeq names its product ORM1-like protein 2. Gene Ontology annotation, cellular component: endoplasmic reticulum membrane. Lineage: Eukaryota; Metazoa; Mollusca; Gastropoda; Lepetellida; Haliotidae. The transcript has 4 exons. Gene Ontology annotation, biological process: ceramide metabolic process; negative regulation of ceramide biosynthetic process; intracellular sphingolipid homeostasis. The record is from RefSeq and is a predicted model, not a curated record. Bases 104 to 565 code for a protein of 153 amino acids.
GAGUGAUUGUCAUAUCCGGUUUGACGAAUCGACAGUCUCGCAGUGAAAUAAACAAAGUUUCUGCACAUAUUUUGGAGUCACUGCAGAUUACCCAGAGCUGAACAUGAAUGUGGGUGUGGCUCACAGUGACGCUAAUCCCACCCACUCAUACCUAAACAGCAAGGGGAUAUGGAUUACAUACAUCAUCAUCAUCUUCACUGCUCACCUCCUCAUCCUCAGUGUCCCUUUCUUCUCAGUCGCAGUGGCCUGGACACUCACAAAUGUCCUUCAUGAUGUGAUAAUGUUUGGUAUCCUGCAUGUGACGAAGGGCACACCGUGGGAAACACCUGACCAGGGAGAUGCUCGGAUGGAGACCCAGUGGGAGCAGAUUGACUAUGGAAAGCAGUUUACAGCAACUAAAAAAUUUCUCACAAUGGUUCCUAUUGCAUUAUUUUUCUUGGCAAGUUUUUAUACAAGGUACGACAGAUAUCAUUUUAUGAUGAAUGCAGCUUGCCUUGGACUCAGUAUUAUUCCCAAACUCCCAAUGUUUCAUGGGGUUCGCCUGUUCGGUAUCAACAAAUAUUAGCUGAAGAUAUGACCAUUUCCUACUUGACUGAGCCAACACUGAUGCUAUUCAAAGUUGUCAUGGAUACCACAUGUACUCUAUCUUCACAUUUAUGGUAUUUUAGUUGCACUUGAGACCAGUAUGGGCAUUCACCCUGUGUGAUAUAUUUUUUUAGCUCGUGGCUGUAAAUGAAAGGAAGUGUCUGUUUCAGAAUAUUUAUUACAACUUUGUGGGAGCCCUUUAUACUUGUUUAUGUUCUUGAGUCUGUUUAACAUUCACUUGUGACUAUUUGAGAAAUUAUUAUCCAAAACCUUGCAGAUAUGGUGUUGUGUGUGAAGAAAACAUGUGCUUUUGCUAUGAUCUGAUGUGAGCUGCUCUCAAACAUACAAUGUUGCAGAAAACUCUUUCAAAUAUGCCGAUGUGAUGUUAAAUUUUAACUCACUCACUCUUUCAAAUAAGUCAUUCACAUUGAAGAAAAUUAACCGAAAGUCUACCCGCCCAAAUUGUGACAUAUGGGAACAUUUCCAAAAUGUUUAAAAUUCGACUUGGACUUAGGGUACCUGUAACAUUAGCAAAAAUGGCUCAUACUAGUGGGCUGGUGCUAAUUUCUCUUCCUGAUUGAACAUUGGAUUACAGAUACAGCAUGUACCCGGUAGUAUGUCCCACCAACAAAGGGGUAUAUGGCUACAGAUAUUAUUAUCAAUACAACUUGAAAAUAUCUACUAAACCUGAGUGACAUUUCUGUAUUGUUACUGUGACUCCUCUAAUUUUACUAUCGGUAAUUGAGUUUUUGUGAAAAUAUGAAAUGUGAAAGUCAUGGACAAGAAUCCUGAGGAUGUAUUCCACUAUUUAGAUUUUGUGAAAAUUUAAUCUCAAACCUAAACUUUUAAUUUUUUUCUAUUGUUAUAAUAUUCUCUGGCAUCAUUCCUCUCUUUAUAUGUUGGUUGAUAUUUAUGUUCAGCACAAUGUCCUUUUCAGUUGAUACGUCAAUACUGGAAUUGCCAAGUAAUGGCAGCCCUUGUCCAUCAAUUUCAUUUUACCAUGAGAACCUUAUGUAUAUGUGAGAAAUAUAUAUGCUUGAAUG